AUGCUCGAAGCACGGUCAUCAUAUCAGGAGGGAAGCCUUUGGUUCUAUGCACCAAAUAAAGGCGCUGCAAUUGCCUUUGCGAUUCUCUUCGCUAUCUCUGGUAGCAUCCAUGGAUAUCAAUGCUUCAAAUAUAAAUCAUGGAAAGUCACCGGCCUUCUUCCAUGGUCUGCCAUCUUGUUCACGGCAGGUUUUAUCACGCGAACUAUCGGAGCGUUCGGGCAAUGGGGAAAUCUAGGCGUCUAUAUCGCAAGCACCGUGCUUCUCCUUGCCGGGCCGCCAGUAUAUGAGGGUGCUAACUUUUUCAUUUUGGGUCGUAUCCUUUACUACAUCCCAUAUCACUCCCCCAUCCACCCUGGUCGCGUAUUCACAACCUUCAUCGCUUUGGGUGUGGCCAUUGAGAGUAUUACCGCGAACGGAGCGGCUCGAGUCGCAAGUGCAGACUCUAGUGUCAGCUCGCAAAACACCGGCAAGGCACUACUGAAGGCGGCGCUUAUCAUGCAGAUCGUCCUAAUGGCAGGCUUUGUAGCUUUGGCCGGCCGAUUCCACUUCAAUUGCUCACGAGGAGGCGUAUUGAACCACAAGAUCAAGAAUGCACUACUGGUGUUGUACUGCAGCUGUACCCUCAUUAUGAUCCGUACCAUAUUUCGCACCGUGGAGUACUUUACUGCCGCAAGUCUGAAUGCCUACACUGACCUCGAGAACAUCAGUCCAGUAUUGAAGCAGGAAUGGUUCUUCUGGGUUUUCGAGGUUGUGUUCAUGUAUAGCAACACCACUUUGCUGAAUGUCUUUCAUCCAAUGCAUUGGCUUCCGCGAUCAAACAAGAUUUAUCUCGCCGAAGACGGUGUCACAGAGAUUGAGGGCCCUGGCUAUGACGAUCCCCGUCAUUGGCUUCAAACUGUUGUCGAUCCAUUUGAUAUUUACGGACUGAUCGUUAACCGAGGCAAGAAAGAGAAGUAUUGGGAAGCAAGUCUGACUCAGAGACAGGAUACCACCGCUAAACUCACUCAAAGAGUAUGA
This is a messenger RNA of Penicillium coprophilum, 1017 nucleotides long. RefSeq names its product putative RTA1 domain protein. The transcript is spliced from 4 exons. The coding region runs from base 1 to 1017 and encodes 338 amino acids. Lineage: Eukaryota; Fungi; Ascomycota; Eurotiomycetes; Eurotiales; Aspergillaceae. The record is from RefSeq and is a predicted model, not a curated record. Gene Ontology annotation, cellular component: membrane.